Messenger RNA from Gadus chalcogrammus (walleye pollock), 374 nucleotides. RefSeq names its product coiled-coil domain-containing protein 157-like. Bases 123 to 374 code for a protein of 83 amino acids. NCBI's taxonomy places the organism in Eukaryota, Metazoa, Chordata, Actinopteri, Gadiformes, Gadidae. The record is from RefSeq and is a predicted model, not a curated record. The transcript has a single exon.
UGGAGUUCUUUGUGGAAGUCGCUAUGGAGAUGCAGCGUCAACAAUCUACCAGCGAGGAAGCGUUACUUCACUGGGCCUACCCUCUAUGGAUGGGUUAGGAAGAUUAAUCUCAGUCUUCGAAAAUGAGUCCUUUUCUAGGGAGUCGAGAUAGUGUUGAAAGUCUCAGAAAAGACCUCAUCGACCUCCAGGGGGCCAUUCUGGAAGUGUUCUCCAGGACGGGACCUGUACGCUGUUCCUCCUGGAAGUUCCCUGACAAGCUGUCAUGCAACCUCGACCUGGUCUCGCUGCUGGAGCAGUAUGACCACAUUGAAGGGGAUGAUGAAUUCAACCAGUACUCCUACAUUGUAUUGCUGGAGCUGGUGAUUGACAGGUAA